CAUUGGCCAUUUAAAAUUAUUGAAAAGAACGGUAAACCAUAUAUCCAAGUCGAAUUUAAAAAUGAAACUAAACUAUUUGCACCUGAAGAAAUUUCGUCUAUGGUUUUGGUUAAGAUGAAGGAGACUGCCGAAGCCUUUCUUGGUACAAAAGUUACAAAUGCAGUUAUUACAGUUCCUGCAUGUUUCAAUAAUUCACAACGUCAAGCUACGAAAAAUGCCGGUACGAUUGCUGGAUUAAAUGUUCUCCGUAUCAUUAACGAAUCUACGGCCGCGGCUAUCGCUUACGGUUUAGAUAAGAAGGCUGCUGGUGAACGAAAUGUGUUGAUUUUUGAUUUCGGUGGUGGUCUUUUUAAUGUGUCUCUUUUAACCAUUGAAGAAGAACUUUUCGAAGUCAAAGCUACUGCAGGUGAUGCGCACCUUGGUGGUGAAGACUUUGAUAAUCGUCUUUUUAAUCACUUUGUUCAAGAAUUUAAGCGAAAAUUCAAGAAGGAUCUUACUACAAAUGCUCGAGCUUUACGUCGUCUACGAACUGUUUGUGAACGUGCAAAGCGUACUUUAUCUGCAUCAUCUCAAACUUCAAUAGAAAUAGAUUCACUUUUCGAGGGUAUAGACUUUUACACUUCCUUAACUCGUGCUCGAUUUGAGGAACUAAAUCAAGAUUUGUUCCGAUCUACAAUGGAACCGGUUGAGAAAGUUCUCCGAUACGCUAAAAUUGAUAAAUCUCAAGUUCAUGAAAUUGUUUUAGUUGGUGGUUCUACUCGUAUUCCUAGAAUACAAAAAAUGGUAUCAGACUUCUUUAAUGGCAAGAAGCUCAACAAAUCCAUUAACCCUGAUGAAGCUGUCGCUUACGGUGCUGCUAUACAAGCUGCAAUCUUGACUGGUGAUACAUCAGAAAAAAUUCAAGACUUGUUAUUACUUGACGGUUUACCAUUUACUCUCGGUAUUGAAACUGCAGGAGGUGUUAUGACGCCACUUAUUAAACGAAACGCCUUGGUUCCCACUAAAAUAUCAGAGAUAUUCUCUACACAAUUUGAUAACCAACCAAGUGUACUUAUCCAAGUGUAUGAAGGUGAACGUGCUCGUACAAAGGAUAAUAAUUUGCUUGGUAAAUUCAAAUUUACCGGUAUUCCGCCUGCACCUCGGGGUGUACCUCAAAUUGAAGUUACUUUUGAUGUUGACGCAAAUAAUAUUUUUAAC
Messenger RNA from Racocetra persica, 1197 nucleotides. Lineage: Eukaryota; Fungi; Glomeromycota; Glomeromycetes; Diversisporales; Gigasporaceae. The record is from the annotation of a GenBank genome assembly.